AUGAUGAUGAUGAUGAUGGAAUGGCCAAAGAAUAACAAGGCUAGGGAAAUCCAUUCAUCUCUGUUACUCCCUCUGUUUCUAGUACCACUUCAGUUGUUACUGGUCAUGGCUGGGCUGAGCUUUGAAAAUGGCCUUGACAAGCAGAAAGAAUGUUUCCAAGAUCCAGAAUAUGAAAAAUGGCUGGGUGUUGCUAGACAUGGACUAGGAAAGACCUUGAAGCCAAAGAUUGUUGUUGUGGUUGGAGCAGGAAUAAGUGGACUCACAGCUGCUAAAUUACUGAAAGAUGCUGGACACAAGGUUAUGAUUCUAGAAGCUAGUAAUCGUGUGGGAGGGCGGAUAAAAACGCACCGAGAGAAAGAUUGGUACGUGGAUUUGGGGCCUAUGCGUUUGCCCAAAGCCCACAGAAUUGUCCGUGAAUACCUUGGCAAAUUCAAUCUCAGUCUAAACCGAUUCUCUCAGAUUGAUGAGAAUGCCUGGUAUUUAUUUAAAAAUGUCAGACAAAGAGUGGCACAUGUCAGUGAAAACUCUGGAGUCUUUGGAUACCAAGUUAAACCCAGUGAGCAGGGGAAGUCUGCUGACAAGCUUUUUCAGGAUACGCUGGACAAGGCCACCAGAAACUGUACACUCUUGAAAGAGAAAUAUGACUCAUUUUCCACAAAGGAAUACUUAAUUAAGGAAGGAAAUCUGAGCAAGGGAGCAGUUGAUAUGAUUGGGGACCUUCUGAAUGAAGAGGCAGGGUUCCAUAUGUCCUUUCUUAACUCUCUCAUGGACUAUCUCAUAUACUCUGAAGACAGUUUUGAAGAAAUUACAGGUGGAUUCGAUCAGCUUCCCCAAGGUUUCUUCCGUCAAAUGCCUGGGAUCGUCCGUUUUAAUUGUACAGUGGAAAAGAUAGUUCACACAGACAAAAAAGUGGUAGUGUUUUACAGUAGGACAGCCACAUCUCCAUCAUCAUUCCUUGUUGCUGACAAUGUGCUCAUUACAGCCACAGCAAAAGCCACACGACUCAUCAAAUUCCUGCCUCCUCUUUCUGCUGCCAAGGCUCAUGCUCUGCGGUCCUUGAAUUAUGCAAGUGCUACUAAAAUUGCAUUGGUUUGCACUAAGAAAUUUUGGGAGAAGGAUGGGAUUCGAGGUGGAAAAUCAAUCACAGAUCACCCAUCUCGGACUAUUUACUACCCAAACCAUGACUUUCACAAUGGUGUUGGAGUCCUCCUCGCUUCCUACACUUGGUUUGGUGAAGCUGACUUCUAUGUUCCACUCAGUGAGGAAAAGUGUAUUGAUGUGGUGAUGGAUGACCUUGCAGAAAUCCACCAAAUAUCUAAAAAAUAUCUCCAAUCUGUUUGCCAUAAGCAUGUGAUACAGAGAUGGGCCCUGGACCAAUAUGCAAUGGGAGCAUUCAGCAUCUUCACUCCAUACCAAUUCACCCACUUUUCUAAUGCGUUGUCCCAGAACGAAGGCAGGAUCUACUUUGCAGGAGAACAUACAGUUCAUCCUCAUGCUUGGAUUGACAGUGCAAUGAAAUCUGCUAUAAGGGCAGCAAGUAAUAUACACAGUGGGAAAAGCUGUGCUUUGGAGCAGAGACAAAAAUAAUGGGAUGCCCUGUUUGGCUCUAAAAGGACUUUGGCGAAUGAUUUGGGAGCAUCUGAUGCUGCAGCAUUUGUGAAGCUAACCAGGUGUUGAUCUGGUCAGUCACCUGGAUGAGAAGUCACUGUAGCCUGCAUGUGAACAAAUAUAUAUAAUUAUAAUUUACUAGCA
Rhineura floridana is the source of this 1752-nucleotide messenger RNA. Its product is annotated as L-amino-acid oxidase-like. Gene Ontology annotation, molecular function: L-amino-acid oxidase activity; polyamine oxidase activity. The coding region runs from base 1 to 1587 and encodes 528 amino acids. NCBI's taxonomy places the organism in Eukaryota, Metazoa, Chordata, Lepidosauria, Squamata, Rhineuridae. The transcript has 6 exons. Gene Ontology annotation, biological process: amino acid catabolic process. The record is from RefSeq and is a predicted model, not a curated record.